CCCGCCGUUGCUUCAAGCCGAUGUGACACCGGGCUAAAAAUCCUCAAAUAUUUAGUAAUCGGCGGGGGCUCGUUUAAAAACAAUGGAUAAUUCGUAUAGCGACUGUACCGUGGAGGAGCUGAGAGGUGAAAUUACGCGUCUGCAAGUGGAAUUAAAUGAAACGGCGCAACAGAAAGUCCAGGCCGCCGAGUAUGGGUUGGCCGUUUUGGAAGAAAAACAGCAACUCCAACAACAACUGGAAGAUUUAGAGGUCCAGUACGAGUCGACGAGACAAGAGUUGGACUGUGCUAAGGAAGCAUUAGACCAGUUCCAUCAAAGUCGGAGGCGGGCAAGUCAAGCGGGUGCACAUGAUGAAGAAAGUCUGUUACGAGAAACAGCAAACCGAGAAGCCUUCUACAAUACAUCCAUCACAGACCUCGAAAAUGAACUCAAAGCGGCGAAAACGGGGAUCGAACGUCUCAAAAAUGAUAAUGAUCGGUUACAAACGAUUACGCUGGAAAUGUCGCAACAAUUGGAAAGUAUGGAGCAGGAGCGGAAACAGUUCAGGACAGAAAUAAAGGAAUUGAAAUUUCGGGAGACGCGGAACUUAUCUGAUUACUCAGAGCUGGAAGAGGAGAAUAUUACGUUGCAGAAACAGAUUUUGGGUUUAAAGCAGUCGCAAGUUGACUUUGAGGCAAUGAAACACGAGGUGAAACACCUCCAGGAAGAGGUCGAUGACACAAAUGUCCAGUUAGAAGAAAGCUUGAAUCUCAAACGGAUUAUCGAGAAAAAUCUUGAGGAGGCAUUAAAUUCGCUUCAGCAGGAACGCGAGCAGAAACAUGCGAUGAAAAAGGAACUUGAUCAGCGAAUCAACCAUGAAUCCAUGUUUAAUCUCACGAACUUGGCACAGUUUGGUUUAGGUGAUGCGUUUAAAAUGGGACAUCCCCCACAUGAACCAAACUCAAAUCAUAGUCAUGAUGAUGGUGAUACACAUGAUUCUCCUGCCCUGAAACGUAUUGAGGCAGAUUUCAUUGUUUCCCAAGGCCAGAAGAAGGAAUCCAAACCACCGAAACCUCAACCGGCUGUUGUCAAUGACUUGUUCAGUGAACUUCAAAUGAGUGAGAUGAAGAAAAUGGAGCAUGCGCUAGAAGAGAAGGAGGUUGGGCGUGUCGAGAUGGAACAGGCUUUACGGGAGGCAAGGGAAGCUCUGGAGACAGCCAGGAGGGAGUUAAACGAGCAGACCCAGAAGGCCGAGGAGUUAGCUGGUCAAGUUGCUGCGAUGGAAUCCAUGGAAAAGGCUCAGCUUGUGAUGGACGUUGAGAACAUCGAAUUGGAUAAAUCAGAUGCUAAUCUGUCUGACAAUGAGCAGAAGUUAGCGGAGAUGCAGCGUGCAGUUAAACAGAGCGAGAAGAAGUAUGCCGCAGCCUUGAAGCAGUUGGGUCAUCUACAGAUGGAGAACACUCGUUUGGAACAGAAAGUGAAGCUGGCAAACGAGUUCACGUCUGAAGGUGAUUGGAAAGAUGAGAUUAUUACUUUGAGGAAUAAGAUAAUGGAAUAUGAGACGAUCGUGAAAGAUCUCGAAUGUGACAUUAAGACCAUGACAGGGGUUGCCGCUGAGAGCCAGGGCAGCUUGAACACAGCACAAGAUGAGUUGGUCCGAGUGGCAGACGAGCUUGCACAGAUCUACCAUCAUGUCUGUGAACACAACGGUGAAACACCAAACAGGGUGAUCUUGGAACAUUUCCGUAACUCUCGGCACUUGCGGCAGUUGAGUCCAAAAGACAGUGAUGCGUCGAGUGAGAAGUCUUUCGGAUCUGAAACAAAUGAGAGUCGGGAGAAGUCUUUUAGUCCUGAAGGAACAAAGGCUGACCCGAUGACAUGUUAUAAACUGAUUGAGACAGUGCGCGACCAGGUGAAAUACUUGAAACGCUCGCUAGAACACAUGAUUGAACUGUCUCGGCAACGCCAGGCUAGCAACAGUGCUAACCAGGAUGUUGAAGAGUUGCAAGAACAGGUCGUCAAGUUGAAGGCAAUGCUUUCAGCCAAGCGAGAACAGAUCGCAACUCUCCGGUCAGUAUUGAAAGCAAACAAGUCAACUGCUGAAUGUGCCCUUGGCAACUUGAAACAGAAAUAUGAGAACGAGAAGUGUGUAGUUACUGAGGUCAUGACGAAGUUGCGUAAUGAACUCAAGGCUUUGAAAGAGGAUGCGGCAACAUUUGCAUCCCUGCGAGCAAUGUUCGCCCAGCGAUGUGAUGAGUACGUCACCCAGCUGGAAGAAACCCAACGAUUGUUAUCCGCUGCUGAAGAAGAGAAGAAAACGCUCAACUCUCUGCUCCGUAUGGCUAUUCAACAAAAGCUCGCCCUUACUCAGAGACUUGAGGAUAUGGAGUUUGACCGUGAGCGACGCACCAUGCGACGUGAUCGCCCUAGUGGUGGGAAUCGGAACAAUAUGGGUCCUCGAGUAAGUUAUAAUUAUAAUCCUUACGAUGGAUUCAAUAAUCGGGGUGAGGGCGGCUUCAAUCGAAGCGAUGGGUUCAAUAGAAGUGAGGGCUUCAAUCGGUACCCUGCCCCCCAACGUCAGAGGCGGGACUACUGAUCAUACUUCCACUCUGGCAUAUGUGAUGUUUUUUAAACGUGCCAAUUUUUACGGAGCGUACCCAAGGGAUCCUGUCCUGUAAAAAGGAGGCGCUGCUGAUCUUUCUACUGGCAACCAUUGAGCUGUAGGUCUGGUAACCCUCGGCUCUGGUCCAGCAGUUGGACUAGGCCAUCGCCAUCAGCCUGUUUGUAAUCUGGUUUGCUUUUACUUGCUCAAAGCCAAAUACUCGAAAUUCUCUUUGCAAAUUAUGCAAGAGUUGACCAGAUUAUUAACUAGGCUGAAGGUUUCGUGUAUGGCAUUGGAUGAUUUGAGUGAAACAAUGGGUUAGAAGAUUACUUUUCAGAUUUUUAGAUUAUCAUCAAGGCUGGUAAAACAUCCAUUUCAUUUUCUGCAUAUUUAAUCCUUCAGCGAAGCAAGUACCGACUUGCCCUAUCUGUUUGAAUCAGUUUUGUGGUAAGAGUGUUUGUUAGUGCAGAAUUGAACUUGCAAAAAACGAAAUGGUUGAAAGGUUUUCAAUGUAUUCAUUGACUUCCUGAGACAAUAACCAGUAAAGUUUAAACGUUCAUCAGAUAAUGAGCUAGAAGACAAACUUCCUUUCAGUCGUCUGCUCAUUAUUUUGAUUCGUCCAAACAUUACGGUGAUUUUCUCAGGACCUCAAUCUCGUGUUUUUUCUUUGCCAUAUGUGCGUAGCGUGUCUGUACAUUCCACCAAGAUUGUACGGGAUGUCUUUGUUCAGGGAUCCUUGAGGAGUAAAUACUGAGGCCAUUGGUUGGCACGUCUGGGUACUGGUUACCUGGAUAGGCAGCCGAUGCGGAGGUGCCAUUAUAAGAUACAGUAAACUGUUAAUAUGUAGUCAUCUUGUUCAAGGCGGAACUGAAAAAUUGUGUCUAUCCACUGACUUGUUUUGAUAACUUGGGGCUUGAGGUAUAGUGUUAAGGGGAAUGCAUGUAAUGUAAAUGAAUCAUCUUUCUUGUGUAAACUUACUGCAUGUUAAUGGACAUGAAUGCUUUUCUGUGUUAAUGUCUGGUGAGGUGCAAGAGAAGAAACUGAUAGAAAAUGAUACCAAUUAGACUAUUCUAUUUCUGUGAUGGGGCAGUUCUAUGGACAUUGCUUGGAACGAUUGUGGAUGUUAUGUUGCUGAGGUCUGAGGUUUCCCUUGAACUGACAUUGAUGGUAACUCCACGGGAUGGCUGGGAUGUAGAGGCACAUGUUCCCCUUGUAGCUGCACACCCAGAAAGAUGAGUAAGCUGUUCAACAUGUUCAAUGACACAUUUCACAUCAAGGUAUAUUCAGGAAAGCAUGUUGUACUUAAUAGAGAGGUUCUACUGUACUUUCAUUUUACAGUAUUUAAGAACAGGAAGGUGUUUCAUUACAAAACCCCCGGAAGUGUUUUGACCUUUAAAAACUGUAAUUUUUUUGUGGUGGUAAUGCCAACUCCGUCUGAAAGUGAUAGCAAUCAGUUUGUCAGCACAUAAAAACGUCAACCAGCAUUGGCAUGUUAAAGACCAUUCAUUUGUAUUUCCUUGUAACAUGACCCCAUCCUGGACGAGUAUUCCUAAAACACAAUUAUUCAGUUCCGCAAAGGUGAUGUACUUUUUAAGAUGUCAGUAUGUUUGUUGACUAUGAGCGCCAUGCUUUUGCAAUAGUUAGACCAAGAAGUGAGUAAUGGUCUACUCAUUCCGCUUCCAGAAUCCUGUGUACAUAACUGUUACAACGUUAUGUACAAGUACACAGCGUUCUGGCAAGUCCGGAAUGAACUCAGUGUCAUAAUGGGUAAAGUUAACAUAAAAUGGGCAGUUUUUGGGGUAAAAGUUUUGGUGCAGUUGGUACAUUUUGCUAGUGAUGAGUCAGUUGACCUUGCAGACCGACUCUCAACAUGAAACUUUGGAUUUUGUUAGAUGACAUUACAGUAACAACUCUUUUAAAAGUACAUAAUGAGUUCUGAAAUGGAACUCGAAUUAUUUCUGCUGAAACUUCCCCUAUUUUUAACUUAAACAUAUUUCAUAGAUUUUCUGUGUAACAUAAUACAGAAGCAUGUCUUCACUUCAUGAAUGCUACUGAGUGAAGAAUUUUCCUAUGGCUAAUUCAACAGUGGCUAAGUUGGGAACUCACGGCCCUGUUGGUGGCCCAUUAGACACGCUAUCUUCUCCAUUGCCUAUCUAUGCUUGGGGGAAUUCGGUAAAGGUAAACCAUGUUAUUAUAAACCCUGGAACCUUUCCGGGAUUCCAUUGUCUUGGAAGUCGAUUGAACACCGGUGGCAAGUAUCAAAUAAUGUGGUAUAGGUGAGCCGAUCUUGUGGUGGGUGUGAAUAAUAUGUCUUUCAUUAAGAUUCCAUUUACCCUCUACAACCAUCCAAGUUCUGCUUCUCUAUUGACGAUCCAAAUCAAUUGGAAAUAUUUAGGAGGCGAAUAAGGUAAACUGGUACAAUUAUUGCCAUUGUGUGCAUUGAUGUGUACUGACAGCUCUUGAUUACACUGUAGAGGAGGUUACAAUUGUACCUAGGAUAAUAAUUGUACCACUUCACCUCACCAAUAUCCAAAGAAUGUUGAUUUCGUGGGGCUAAUGUUUCAAACAUGAAAGAAAAAAGGAAGUUUCAGCUUAGAAAUAUUCAGAGUUCCAUCACUCUAUCAACGGUGAUAUUUAUAUACUGAUCAUGUUAUAUUUAAGAUUUAUUUAACCCUCUCUUAACGUAGUUUUACAAUGUAUUGUUUUUUUUGUAUUAACGUUUUGGCAAGUUCAACGUGAUCACAAUCCUGCAAAUUUUCAAAAAUUACCAUGGACAAAAUUUAAAAAAACAUUUUAUGCAACAUUGGGAUACACUAAGAAAAAUUGCGAUCUGAUGCGAAAGUCUGUUGUCUGUCCAUGGCAGAAAUAUCUUGAGAAAUAUUUGAUUAUUUCAGGAUUUAACUUGGCCCAUUAUUGUAAAUAUGUAAGAAAUUUUAACUAAUGAGCUACCAAACUAUCACUAUAGAUAAUAUGGUUUUAAAAUAUAAUUAUUUUAGUAGUAAUUUCAAUUCCAUCUUCACCGUUCUCUGCAAGUCCAUUUCGGGUUAUUGUAUUUAUAUGAUUAUCUAAAAUCUAGAUAACUUUAAAAACUUUUAAUUUUAUACAGCUCAGUAUAAUGUGAAAAUUCAAUUCCUGAAAAUGAUAGUGUAUGUUUUCAUUGAAAUGUCUCGAAAAAGGAAUCUCUAAGGGAAAAAAUUGUUCUCUUUUUAGGACGUUAUAGAAUAAAUGUGCAACUUUUUUGACUCUCACAAAAAAUUGCUGCCAGAAGAGGAAACAUUGGUAUUUGUUUAAAACAUUCUUGGCAUAAGAUAUGAUAUGAGCAUUAUGUGAGAAUCCAGACACUGUCUAGUGUGCUUUAUUUUGUCACCUCCCUGUCACUCGCUUCAACUAGUCAGACUUGAAUAAGUAGAAAUACUAAGUCAUUCGAAAUGUACAUUAGUGGAGCGGUUUUCCCGAUCUAGUUGGGAGACGUCCCACACCGUAUUUUGGUUAUUUUUGAAAAGUUAUUCAGGCUAUGAAUUCAAUGUUCUCCUUCAAAAGCAACCUACAUCUUUGUUUGCUACAACUUUUUUGCCUUUCCUAAUUGUCAGAGGUUGUUAUCUCACCAACGAUACGAUGAUGCAACGACAGAUAGCUGUAAAUAAUCCGACAGAUUGUCUCUACUCUGAUGAAAUAGUCUGAAGCAAAUGACAACAUGAUUUCUUUCCUCACUGCUUGCUCUAUUUCUCUUGAGUGAUCAAUCAAAUAACCUUUCUUUUCGCAUUGUGAGCAAGACUUAAAGUGUGUAAUCUGUCCUUACUCUCUACGAUGUGUUCGUGUGUAAAACAGUGAAAUAUUUGUGAAGCUGAUCGUUGGCGCAUCUACUCAUUUUCAAGUGGCUGUUUCUAGUAGAUUAAAUAUAUUCCUUUGUCAUUGUGCCCGGGAGAAAUAUGUGCACUUUUGGGAAAAGUCAUGUCAGGUUGACAACUAUCUCUGUUUUUCUUUGAAGGGCAGUUGUCAGAGGCAUUGUCUUGUGUUGUAAUGCAAUUCAGUUUAUUGACCGAUCUGCAGUUCCAAAGGUGGUUUAAAGCUGCUGUACCAUUUAUGGUUCUUAUGAUACAAGACUUAAGUGCUCGGCUCAAGGACUCAAAUUGUCUGAUGUACCUAAAUAACAAGUGCAGUGUCUCUGGCAGCAGUACCAUUUAUGCAAUGCCUCGAAUUGUUGUAAAGAGUAACGCCUGGAUGUAACUUUCUAUGGUUACAGAAGAGGAAUUGUUCAGGUCGUUGAGGUGCUGUACAGAAUUAUUUUCAGGGAGUUCGUGUUUGUCACUAUCUAUGAUGUGUAAUGUGUAUAUAUAUAUCGUCAUAAUCAAAGACCGUUAGACUGUAUUCCUUGUUGAGGGGCAGCACUAGACUGGUAUACAUCAUGAGGUUAUCAAUAAAUAUUUCACGAUGUGAAGACAGAAGUGCCAUUAUGUGCAUUGUUAAGACAUCGUCAUCUGCAUCAUCAUUGCUGCAGAGGUCGUGCAAAGGAUGUCAGGAAUUCUGAUUGGCUCAUGAUUUAUGCUCUUCCGUGGCCGCCCUAAAACGUAAGAAUAUCCUGUAUUGUUUUGAAUCUUUCAGAUCUAAAAUGUCUCGAGAAUGUGCACAUUCAAAAUGAGACACCCUCAAAUCCAGGCGUCAAACAAGGUUGAGACCUGAUGGUGCUUGCGAAAAACGAACUUGGUGAAAUAUUGCCAGUUAGGAGCAAUAUUGGUGUUACUCGACCACCAUCAUAUGAUGGAUUGAGCUGCACUAAGUGCCUGUGAGAUACUGCUAACCAUUAGCAUUAUGCUGUUUGCUGAAAGGCUAUGUCUUGUGCAUUAGCCUGAUCUGAAGAACGCCCAAUUUCACCUUGCAUAUGGUAUUCCACCAAAAGACAUCUCGGACAUUUUAGAUUUGAUUGGGUAUGUUGAUUUAUAUUUGGCACUUGAUGGUGGAAGAAAUAACAAACCACUAGAAGCAUUCUGUCUGAAUAUUCAGGUAAUAAAGCAUGGUAAUACGAACUACUUAUUUUCUGUUAUUUUUUUUCGUUGGAAUCUUGCCCCUCUUUUAUUCAUUUCUGAAUUAAUUUUACAAAGCUCAUAGAUUUUUGUUUGAAAAUUACUUUUGUUUUGAAUCAACCAUCCAAAAAUGUAGACUUGACACUGAAAAGAGCAUGGUUCAGAAAUGAAUGAUUGACAAUUUUGACACUAAGGAAGAAAUAGCUGUCAAAACUAGAAGCAUCAGCAACACUCAAAAGCCAAUUAGUGUUUCUUUGAUUGGAGUUGACUUGAAGCUGACAGAUUUGUAAUUUUCAGUGUGGACAUGCCUCCACAUGUUGUUGCAGCACUGUGCUUCACCAAUGCGAGGUGGCCACAUCAAAAUGUGUUGGAAAUUGAACAGCUGAUAGAUGUAUUCAUACCUGAAGCUGAACUAUCAACAUGUUGACUAAGGCUGACAUUGUUAUACGAAACAUGGCAGUGUGAUUUUAAAAAAUUGAUGAUAAGACUGUUAAGUUUGAUAGCUUCACUCCUCUUGAAAUAAUUUUUUUGAGUUACUUACAUUUGAUCACUAAAAUAUGGUGGUUAUUUCUUCCAUCCAUUUCCAAAUAAUAGGACUUGCUAUAGAUGAUAAUCCAUUAUGAUAUAGAUAUGCCUGCUGCAAUGCACCUUGACCGCCAACUUUUUGUGAUUCUCACUAUGUUGAUCCAAACAGUAUGGCUAUCAUGACAGGACUCAAGGAGAUCCAAUAUAUGCUGUGGACCAGAUGGAACCCUGUAAAAACCAUUCCAGAGACCAUCAACGUGAUUCUGGAGGAAUCAUUGGAUGUAUUGACAGGAUGUGAUGGAACGUCCCUUCAUCAAGAUGGCUGCAAACCAUUUGUCUGCUACGACUGUGUCAACAGACUGAGCCCCUUGCUGCAACAUAUUUUGGGCCCCUGUCCCCAGAUUUGAUUCAUAUCCCACUGAUUGUAGAUUAACCUUCAGAUUGUGGGCCUUUUAAUGGAUUUUGAGACAACAUUCAAUGACCUUUGAGACUUAUCCCUUCAAGAGAUUUUGAGACAUGUCCCUUUAAGUGAUUUUAAGCCAUUGUCCCUUUAACAGAUUGUUGGUUACUGCCUGUGGGUGUGACAGGUUGUGGAUGACCAACUCUUCAGGUGUUCCUUUCAAACAGGUUUUGAGCCGCUAUCCUAAACAGGUCAGGGAUGUGGCCUGUUGUAAUUGUUGUCAGUUGCCAAAUCGUUUGGUUUUUCAGUCUUGUAAAGGAACUUUUACAUGCAUGCACCUUUCAUAUAAUAAUCUACAGGAUUACAAACCUUCGGGAAAAUUGCCCAAAUUUUGCAUAACAAUGGUGUAAACAAGAUAUCAAAGUUGUAAGCAAGGUAUUUAAACCAGAAGAUUAUGAGAUUGGUUGUGGCACUAUUGUCCAGUGUUGAUAUGAUGUGUUAAUGAUUGGUCAGUCGGGUGUCCUUGAUGAAGAGGUUUUGCUUAAAGUAAGUUCAUUUCAGGCUUCUUUAAAUGAUCAGAUGAUUUUGUCUCCUUGUUAAAGGUGGAAUUCAUACUCCAACAGAUGACCAAUGCUACCAACUCUGUGUCCCUUGCACAUGAGAGGCGGUAAUCUCCAAAUUUCCAUUUGGUACCUGGUGGCUGGAGUUCUACUGGUAAAAAUCAGUUGCUGAUGACUCGGACUGCAACACCGGCUAACAGAGUAUAGUCAGCGACCGACUGGUUGCUGAUGGUCUGCAACUGGAGUAUGAAUUCACCCUAAGACUUGUUCUUGCACUCCAUCACAAUUCCUUCAUGUUGUC
Lineus longissimus is the source of this 9388-nucleotide messenger RNA. Its product is annotated as protein bicaudal D-like. The record is from RefSeq and is a predicted model, not a curated record. NCBI's taxonomy places the organism in Eukaryota, Metazoa, Nemertea, Pilidiophora, Heteronemertea, Lineidae. The transcript has 2 exons. Gene Ontology annotation, molecular function: cytoskeletal adaptor activity; dynein complex binding. The coding region runs from base 83 to 2575 and encodes 830 amino acids.